AUGUAUAGUGUUCCUAAUGAGUUGAGUCAAAACUCUAUUGAUGUAUUAUGGUUACAUAUAAGAAAUGCAAACCAGGCUAGUGAAGAAUUUAUUUUUUCAAAAAAAUUAGAUAGGUAUUCUUAUAGAUCUAUUCUUGGAUUUCAUUAUAUUGAAAAAUCACAUAAAUGCAAAAAGGAAGAUAGCGAAAUUAUUGUUUUACAUAAAGAAAAUCAUGACAAAAGCUUCAGACAAAUAGAAUACGCAAUUUUAAUUGCUAUUCUUCAAAAAGUCAUACUAGUUUUAAAAGAAUUUGAUCUGCUAUUUGAUAUCAGAAUAGAUGGAGAUUUGAAAAGUAAUAAAACACUUAGUACAGUUGCAAUAAUUAACCAAAUAUUUGCUGAUUUAAAGCAUGUUGCAAAAUUAAUAUGUAACAAAAUUGUAAUGCAGUAUUUUAAUGGAUGCGUUUAUACUGCUAAUGCAAAGAAAGCUGAUAAAAAAAUAGAUGCCUCUAGUGAAAACGAAUUAAAGUAUGUUCAAUUAAAGGGAUUAGUUAAAUAUCUUUAUAGAGAUCAUUCUUUAUGCUGGUCAGAGGUUUGCUAG
Messenger RNA from Funneliformis mosseae, 579 nucleotides. The record is from the annotation of a GenBank genome assembly. Lineage: Eukaryota; Fungi; Glomeromycota; Glomeromycetes; Glomerales; Glomeraceae.